UCCUAAGGAAUUUGAGGUGUGAAUGGUCAUUAACGUAUCUUUUGUUUCCAAGGGUGUGAGAGGUCUGAGGUGUGAAUUGGUCAUUACAAUGUGUGACAAGCUUGGUAGGAACAUCCUGUGUUCAGUGUUUAGUCCAUUUGAGUACCUUGAAAAAGCUUUGCAUGCAUUUUUCAUGAUGAAAAAAGGCUCUGGACAGCAUCGUGAACUGGAAAAGUAAAAAAAAAUUUCAAACGCAAAUGCUUAUAAAAGGAUUUUGCAUUUGAAACGCUGAUAAAAUUGACUGCUGAACACAAGUUUUCUGCAU
Messenger RNA from Staurois parvus, 304 nucleotides. The record is from the annotation of a GenBank genome assembly. Lineage: Eukaryota; Metazoa; Chordata; Amphibia; Anura; Ranidae.